GUGUUCAAAUUUAGUAUAAUAACAUUUAAAUGACGAGUCAUUAUCUAACAUAAAAUGGAUUCCAUUCACCCAGAGCAAUGUGAUUUAUGUUUUACUUUGAGAUACGACACUUAUUGUAGUAAAUGUACACGACAUCUCUGUAACGCUUGCAAUCAUGGACAUGCGUGUAAAGACGAUGCUGGGUUAAUUGCAGACGCAGAAAAACAGGCGAACUCGUAUAAAGUUAAGAGCAGGAAAGAUCCCUGUAUUACCAAACACGUAUGUGAUGAGCAUAAGAGCGAGUACACUAGAUUUUGUGGAACAUGUGGAGCUGUCAUUUGCCAAGACUGCUGUUCUAAUAAACAUGCUGAUCACGACAUAGAAUCCAUUCCAACUGCUUGGACUAAAUGUGCAGCCAUAGUUAGGAGUUUAUUGACUAACCUUAAUCAUGACAUUGAAACCGCCGUAAAGCUUGUCAUCGAUUUACAUGAUAUUAUAUCUGAAACAGAAAACAAGAAACAAAUACAAGAUGUGAAAGAUUUGAUUAAGAAACUUGAAACCACGCUAAUUGAUGUUGUCCAGGAAAAACAGAGGGAAGAAAAGAAAAUUGUCACUGAAUAUAUCGCAGAUUUGGAAAACUGCAUCAAGGCAUGGGACAAAAAUCGGGACAGGUUGGGUCCAGUCGCUCAUGAGAUGAAUUCGGUUCCAUUUUUACUGGGGUUCAGUGAUUAUGUUCAUGAUCAUGAAAACAUGAAUUUUCCUGAAGCUAUUGAGACAAACUUUCUCCCUCAUGAUAGGAUAUUACAUUAUGAAGAUUUUGUUGAAAAAGAUAUCGCAGGUUUACUGGAAUUCCUAAGCUCUGUUACUGGAGUAUAUGCGGUGUCAGGUGUUGCUAGUCGUGAACCAUCACCAGGAACAGUAAGUGCUUCCGUGAAUGUUUCAACAUCCGGAACAACUAGAAUCCAUAAGCUAUUUACCAAGCAUCCACAACGAGAAGAACCACGUACCAGUAAGAAGUAUGUCAGAAGAUUACAAGACGAGAUUGAAGAAAAGAAACGAGAAAUUCAACGACUUCAGUACAAUUUGACGGAGAUGUUAGAAACAAUGGAUGUUUUGCAUGAAUAUUCCAAAAAUACUUUAGCAUCUAGCAGUAUUGUUGCUGAACAGAAGAUAUUUGCCAAGACGGACAAAUUUCAUCAAACUAUUGGGGAAAUUGCUAAUGUCAUCAAAUCCCUUAAGCAAAAAAACAUUAUUGCUAUAGUAGAACAGAAGAGUUUGAUGUUCCAGUUUGAACAGGCGAUGGAAGAAAAGGAAAGUAUUCGACAAAGAUUCAUUGAGAUGGCUGGACGAACGUUAAGCUCUAUUGGCAGUGCUCGUUCACGUGAUGUAGAAUAUGAUGAACAAGUUAUGCCAAAACAGAUCAUAGAAAUGUUUGGUAAACUAUACGAAGAAGAAUGGAGGCAAACCUUGGAUCAGUUGUCAAUAACUGGGAGAUGGCAGGCACAUAUUGUUAUAAAACACUUAUUUUUAGUUAACCAGAAUUGCUUUAAGACCUGUCAAAAAAUAUCGGACAAUCAAACAAAAGAUCUGAUGUCUGCUUUGUUUGUUGAUGUAGAAAACUCACAGCGGCAUAAAGCAGAAAUGAAACAAGUCAAGGAAUUUAGGAAGUCCACGUCAACUAUGUGCGCUGUCAAUUUGCAAAAGAUAAUAGUUGAUAAACCAGAGUUUCAAGCAAAUCUUCUAAAAUGGACCAGAAAGAUCAUGAUCUCCUUUCAGAGAUUUGAAAAACUGUGGACAAUAAUACUCAAAUAUGUCUACUUGUCUUGA
This is a messenger RNA of Mytilus californianus (California mussel), 1806 nucleotides long. RefSeq lists its product as uncharacterized. Gene Ontology annotation, molecular function: zinc ion binding. NCBI's taxonomy places the organism in Eukaryota, Metazoa, Mollusca, Bivalvia, Mytilida, Mytilidae. The record is from RefSeq and is a predicted model, not a curated record. The transcript is spliced from 9 exons. The coding region runs from base 55 to 1806 and encodes 583 amino acids.